AUGGCUGAGAACAAGCGCUUUAGCUUGGAAGAGAUCAAGAAGGAGAACGUCGAUCUCGAGCGCAUACCAGUGCAAGAAGUAUUUGAACAAUUGCAAUGCUCAAGAGAAGGUUUGUCAACUGAGGAGGGGAAUAAGAGGCUCCAAAUCUUUGGCCCAAACAAGCUAGAAGAAAAGAAGGAAAAUAAGUUUCUGAAAUUCCUGGGUUUUAUGUGGAAUCCUCUGUCUUGGGUGAUGGAGGCUGCCGCUAUCAUGGCCAUAGCUUUGGCAAAUGGAGGGGGCAAGCCAGCAGACUGGCAGGAUUUUGUGGGAAUAGUGGUAUUGCUUGUAAUUAACUCCACCAUAAGCUUUAUAGAAGAAAACAAUGCAGGCAAUGCUGCAGCAGCACUUAUGGCAGGUCUUGCACCAAAAACCAAGGUUCUGAGGGAUGGAAGAUGGACAGAGCAAGAAGCUGAAAUCUUGGUACCAGGAGAUGUGAUUAGUGUCAAGUUAGGAGAUAUCGUCCCAGCUGAUGCUCGUCUCUUAGAGGGAGAUCCACUCAAGAUUGACCAGUCUGCCCUAACUGGUGAGUCUUUGCCAGUUACAAGGAACCCGGGUGACGAAGUCUUCUCUGGAUCCACUGUCAAACAAGGCGAGAUUGAGGCUGUUGUGAUUGCAACUGGGGUUCACACCUUCUUCGGCAAGGCUGCUCACCUGGUGGACAGCACCAAUCAAGAAGGACAUUUCCAAAAGGUGUUGACUGCCAUUGGAAACUUCUGCAUUUGCUCGAUUGCUGUGGGGAUGGCAGUAGAGAUAGUGGUAAUGUUCCCAAUUCAGCGCCGACAGUACAGGAAUGGGAUUGACAAUCUCUUGGUACUUCUCAUUGGAGGUAUCCCAAUUGCCAUGCCAACGGUAUUGUCUGUGACAAUGGCUAUCGGUUCCCACCGGCUCUCACAACAAGGUGCUAUCACCAAGAGGAUGACAGCCAUUGAAGAGAUGGCUGGAAUGGAUGUUCUUUGUAGUGACAAGACUGGGACUCUUACUCUCAACAAGCUUACAGUAGACAAGACCAUGAUCGAGGUAUUUGUGAAGGAUGUGGACAAGGAUGCUCUGAUUUUACUUGGGGCUAGGGCUUCUAGGGUUGAGAAUCAGGAUGCUAUAGAUGCUUGUAUUGUUGGCAUGUUGGGUGACCCCAAGGAGGCCAGAGAAGGUAUCACUGAAGUCCAUUUUUUGCCCUUUAACCCAGUUGAGAAGCGUACAGCCAUAACAUACAUAGACUCUGAAGGCAACUGGCACCGAGUUAGCAAAGGCGCACCGGAGCAGAUCAUUGAGCUCUGCAACCUCCGGGAAGAUGUAAAAAAGAAAGCUCAUGCAAUCAUUGCUAAGUUUGCUGAUCGCGGUCUACGCUCUCUUGCUGUUGCUACACAAACAGUGCCAGAAAAAACCAAGGAGAGCGCAGGAGGACCAUGGCAGUUUGUGGGUCUAUUGCCUCUCUUUGAUCCUCCAAGGCAUGAUAGUGCAGAGACCAUUCGCCGGGCACUCAAUCUUGGUGUCAAUGUUAAGAUGAUCACUGGUGACCAGCUUGCUAUUGGGAAGGAGACUGCUCGCAGGCUUGGCAUGGGAACAAAUAUGUAUCCUUCUUCCUCGCUCCUUGGGGACCACAAGGAUGAGUCCAUUGCUGCCCUUCCUGUUGAUGAGCUUAUUGAGAAGGCUGAUGGGUUUGCUGGCGUCUUCCCUGAGCAUAAAUAUGAAAUUGUGAAGAGGCUGCAAGAGAGGAAACAUAUAUGUGGGAUGACUGGAGAUGGUGUGAAUGAUGCCCCAGCUCUAAAGAAGGCAGACAUUGGAAUCGCAGUAGCUGAUGCGACUGAUGCAGCUCAGAGUGCAUCUGACAUAGUUCUGACAGAGCCAGGAUUGAGUGUGAUUAUUAGUGCUGUCUUGACUAGCAGAGCCAUUUUCCAGCGAAUGAAGAACUACACGAUCUAUGCAGUUUCUAUAACUAUCCGUAUAGUGCUGGGGUUUAUGCUUCUGGCGCUAAUAUGGAAAUUUGAUUUCUCACCAUUUAUGGUUCUGAUAAUUGCCAUACUCAAUGAUGGAACUAUCAUGACCAUUUCAAAAGACAGGGUGAAGGCUUCUCCUCUUCCAGACUCAUGGAAGCUUAAUGAGAUCUUUGCCACUGGCAUUGUUCUUGGCACCUACUUGGCUGUCAUGACUCUUGUUUUCUUCUGGGCUGCUCACACAUCCGACUUCUUUACGGAUAAAUUUGGUGUAAGAUCUAUCAGGAACAGCAAUGAAGAGCUCACGGCAGCUGUCUACCUUCAAGUGAGUAUUGUGAGUCAGGCGCUUAUCUUUGUUACUCGGUCCCGAAGCUGGUCUUUUGUUGAACGCCCUGGCCUCUUGCUUCUGGUUGCCUUUCUUUUAGCACAGCUGGUGGCCACCAUCAUUGCUGUGUACGCAAAUUGGGGCUUUGCGAGGAUUCAUGGAAUUGGGUGGGGAUGGGCCGGCGUAAUUUGGCUCUACAGCAUCAUCUUCUACAUCCCUUUGGAUAUCCUUAAAUUCAUUAUCCGAUAUGCGUUGAGUGGCAAGGCCUGGAAUAAUUUGCUUCAGAAUAAGACUGCUUUCACAACAAAGAAGGAUUAUGGAAGGGGAGAGAGGGUGGCACAAUGGGCUGCAGCUCAACGUACUCUUCAUGGGCUGCAUCCUCCACAAUCAUCGGAACUUUUCAAUGAUAAGAUCAACCAUGGGGGGGAGUCAUCUGAAAUCGCUGGGCAGGCCAAGAGGCGUGCUGAAGUCGCCAGGUUGAGAGAGCUCCAUACACUGAAGGGGCACGUUGAGUCUGUUGUGAAACUGAAGGGAAUUGACAUUGAAACCAUUCAGCAACACUACACUGUUUGAGUUAGGAAAUCAUUUGGCAAGUGAGCUGGGUUGAGAAUAAUCAA
Molecule: messenger RNA, 2912 nt
Organism: Alnus glutinosa
Lineage: Eukaryota; Viridiplantae; Streptophyta; Magnoliopsida; Fagales; Betulaceae
Product: ATPase 9, plasma membrane-type
Exons: 15
Coding region: 1-2868 (955 amino acids)
Biological process (GO): regulation of intracellular pH; proton export across plasma membrane
Cellular component (GO): plasma membrane
Molecular function (GO): ATP hydrolysis activity; ATP binding; P-type proton-exporting transporter activity
Source: RefSeq, a predicted model, not a curated record